This is a messenger RNA of Suricata suricatta (meerkat), 4144 nucleotides long. It is a transcript of the gene CTBP2, whose product is annotated as C-terminal binding protein 2. Gene Ontology annotation, molecular function: transcription corepressor activity; oxidoreductase activity, acting on the CH-OH group of donors, NAD or NADP as acceptor; NAD binding. The coding region runs from base 1 to 2931 and encodes 976 amino acids. NCBI's taxonomy places the organism in Eukaryota, Metazoa, Chordata, Mammalia, Carnivora, Herpestidae. The transcript has 9 exons. The record is from RefSeq and is a predicted model, not a curated record.
AUGCCAGUCCCCAGCCGGCAGGUCCCCAUCGGCCGUUCCCAGAGCUGGGAUGCUGCCGGGUGGUGCGAGGGCCCCUGGGAGGUGGCCGAGGCCCCGGCGAGGAGCAGCUCCGUGGCGGACGGCAGCGCAGGGGGACCCUGGUACGAGCCGCAGGGCGCCGGGGGGCCCUUCGUCUACCGGGAGGCCUUCUUCAACUCGGUGGCUGGAAGGAGGAGCCCCGUCGCCGACUUGGCCUUCUACGACAGCAGACAGGCGCUGAUGUCUGGCCGGGGGGCCCUGCUGCCGCGGGAUUACUACGGCGACGCAGCCGCCCGAGUGCCCAAGGAGGCUCGCCACCCACGGGACCCGGGACUCGGCCGGCCGCUGCCUGGUUACGGCGUGACGGGCGGCAGGCUGACAUGGGAUCAGGUGCAAGGCCGGGUCCCCGCCCUGCAGGAUGCCGGGCACCUGUACCGGGAUCCCGCGGGUAAAGGGGCGGCUCAGGGGCAGCGGUCGCAGAGCCGGGCCCCCUCGCCCACGCGCUGUGCGGGGGAGCUGGUCGACGGCAGGUUCGCGGCCGAGGCCCCCCCCUACCCCGCCAGCCAGAUCUACAGCGACGUCGGCGAGAGGCCCGUGGAUUCUGCCCCCGCCAGGCAGCCAGCCCCCACCUGCCUGGUCGUGGAUCCCAGCACAGCCACGGCGUCGGACGGCGGCCCUGGGUUGGCCCCAGGAGCCCUGAACCGGGGCUACGGGCCUGCCCGGGACGGCAUCUCUAGACUAGUUUACGAGAACUGCGAGGCGGACCUGCCCUCCUCCCAGGGCCCCGGCGGCAGGAGGAGCGUGCUCCCCGAGUUCCUGGCCCUCCUGCGGGCGGAGGGGGUGGCGGAGGCCACCCUGGUGGCCCUGUUGCAGCAGGGCUUUGACUCUCCAGCCGUCCUGGCCACCAUGGAGGACGCGGACAUCAAGUGCGUGGCGCCCAACCUGGGCCAGGCCCGCGUGCUGGGCCGCCUGGCCGCCGGCUGCAGGGCGGAGAUGCAGCUGCAGAGGCAGGGCCGGGCGGGCCCCCUGCCCCGGCUGCGCUCCAGCAGCUUCAGCCAUCGAAGCGAGCACCCCGGGGACGUGUCUUCUCUGGGCGCCUCGGCCUUGCAGCCCCAUUCCGUGGGGCCCCUGCAGGCCGCCUCCCCCCGAGCCGGAGACCUGGCCCGCCGCCCCUCCAGCGCACCGUCCCAGCACCUCCUGGAGACGGCAGCCACCUACUCUGCCCCCGGGGUGGGCGCCCAGGCGCCCCACUUCCCCUCCAACUCUGGGUACAGCUCACCCACCCCCUGCGCUUUGAACGCACGGCCGGGCCCCACAUGCCCCCCACAGACUGGGGUGGCCUCAACCUACCCCGGCCCGGCCACCCCCCUUCACCCAGGCCCCAGGACGGCCUACUCCACGGCAUACACGGUGCCCAUGGAGCUGCUGAAGAGGGAGCGCAGUGUGGCCGUGUCACCCCUGCCCAGCCCGCAUGGCAGCCCCCAGCUCCUGCGGAAGCCCAGUGUCCCCGCGGAGCCGUCCACCCUGCCGCCAGCCGGCCAGAGCCUGCACACGCCUCACUCGCCCUACCAGAAGGUGGCCCGGCGGACGGGGGCCCCCAUCAUCGUGUCCACCAUGCUCGCUCCAGAACCAAGUAUCCGCCCCCAGAUCAUGAACGGCCCCCUGCACCCCCGCCCCCUGGUGGCCCUGCUCGACGGCAGAGACUGCACGGUGGAGAUGCCGAUCCUGAAGGACCUGGCCACCGUGGCCUUCUGCGACGCACAGUCCACUCAGGAGAUCCACGAGAAGGUUUUAAACGAAGCCGUUGGCGCCAUGAUGUACCACACCAUCACCCUGACCAGGGAGGACCUGGAGAAGUUCAAGGCCCUGAGAGUGAUCGUGCGGAUUGGCAGUGGCUAUGACAACGUGGACAUCAAGGCUGCUGGCGAGCUCGGGAUCGCUGUGUGCAACAUCCCGUCCGCCGCGGUGGAAGAGACGGCCGACUCCACCAUCUGCCACAUCCUCAACCUGUACCGGAGGAACACGUGGCUGUACCAGGCGCUGCGGGAGGGCACGCGGGUCCAGAGCGUCGAGCAGAUCCGGGAGGUCGCUUCGGGAGCAGCUCGCAUCCGCGGAGAGACGCUGGGCCUCAUUGGCUUUGGUCGCACGGGGCAGGCGGUCGCUGUUCGAGCCAAGGCCUUCGGAUUCAGCGUCCUGUUCUAUGACCCCUACUUGCAGGACGGGGUAGAGCGGUCCCUGGGCGUACAGAGGGUCUACACCCUACAGGACUUACUGUAUCAGAGCGACUGUGUCUCCUUGCACUGUAAUCUCAACGAACAUAACCACCACCUCAUCAAUGACUUCACUAUAAAGCAGAUGAGGCAAGGGGCCUUCCUGGUGAACGCGGCCCGCGGCGGGCUGGUGGAUGAGAAAGCCUUAGCACAAGCCCUCAAGGAAGGCAGGAUACGAGGGGCGGCCCUCGACGUGCAUGAGUCGGAGCCUUUCAGCUUUGCUCAGGGUCCCUUGAAAGAUGCACCGAAUCUCAUUUGUACGCCCCACACAGCUUGGUAUAGUGAGCAAGCCUCGCUAGAGAUGCGGGAGGCGGCCGCCACCGAGAUCCGCCGGGCCAUCACAGGUCGCAUCCCCGAAAGCUUGAGAAACUGUGUGAACAAGGAAUUCUUUGUCACAACAGCUCCCUGGUCAGUAAUAGAUCAGCAAGCCAUUCAUCCGGAGCUCAACGGCGCCACAUACAGAUACCCGCCGGGCAUCGUGGGCGUGGCGACCGGAGGACUUCCCACGGCCAUGGAAGGGAUCAUCUCCGGCGGCAUCCCCGUGACUCACAACCUCCCCACCGUGGCGCACCCUUCCCAAGCUCCCUCUCCCAACCAGCCUACAAAACACGGGGACAACAGAGAGCACCCCAACGAGCAAUAGCAGAGAAUGACGAACGGUCAUCCUUCAGAUAAACCUGGGACCAAGAGACAGUGACAAAUAGGUGAACUGAGGAAAAGGAAUCUGUCUUUUUAACCGACUCCGGACACACGCAUCGCUGCCGUUGCAGUGUUAGAAGCGAGCCCGGCGCCGUCGUCUGGUACAGAAGCGCCGAGAGACUAGGAUGUGAUUCAUUAACGACCAACUUCUGUUAUUGUGUGUUCCGUUCUUCAUCUGUGCAUCAAAUCACAAAGAAUAAAUAGAUCUUUUUCCUUUAUCAGCCCCUUGGGCACAGCAGGUCCUGAGCACCUUGCUCUAGAAUGUUGCGUCUGAAGUCCCAAACGUCAAAAUAAAACAUGCUAAGAGGAAAUCCCCCUCCUCUGACUCUGAUCCCUUCGGUCCGUGGGGGCUGGUUACCUUUUCCGCUAGUAGGAAGAUCCGAUGCCUACAAGACGGGGAGGAGACUGUUUGCCUGUGUGGCCGACCGCACGCGUGGGACCGAGGACCGCACGGCCUCCUGUACAGAAGCCUCUCCUGUCUGAACUGCACACUGAGCGGGCCAGUUGGUUGUGAAGUCAGUACUACCCUCUGAUGCAAAAAAAACAACAAAAAAAAAAAAACAAAAAAAAAAGGAAAAAGAAAAAAAAAGAAAAAAGUAUUAAGUUUCACAAGCUGUUUGUACUCAAAUAUAUUUUCUCAGUUUCAGAUCCUCAGCUAUUUUAUUGAGUGGAAAGUCUUGAGCUAAAAGAGUUCAAGAAAAAUACUGUUGCAUUUCCUUAUGUCUCAGGAAACACUUUUUAUGGUAACUUGUCAGAUUGUCUAUGAACAAACCCACUUUUUUAGACAUUGAUAAAGUCUUCUUUUCUUCACGUGCUAUUUUAUACAAGAACACUUCAGGUGUGUUAUUAGAUGUGACUGAUUUUAACAAAUCCUAUUAGAUUUGUAUCAACUAGUUACAUGUUAUAUUCAUAGUCUUUUGUGAAUCAUCGCCUUUUUGUUUAAAAGAUGGCCUAUUUUGAGCCUUUGUAUAGGUACAUUCCUGUUUUUGUGACAAAAAAAACCUUUAAAACUGUCCCAAACAGAAAAAUAAUGGCUAUCAGAACUGUUUUGUUUUCGUGUGAGUCACCGUUCCUGUAUUUGUUUAUUGUAAAAGUGGACAUAUAGCGUUCAGUGCAGUUUUCAAUAAAAAGUAAUAAAAAUUUGUUAAGUUCUGAAA